Molecule: messenger RNA, 8934 nt
Organism: Oncorhynchus masou masou (cherry salmon)
Lineage: Eukaryota; Metazoa; Chordata; Actinopteri; Salmoniformes; Salmonidae
Product: protein mono-ADP-ribosyltransferase PARP8-like
Exons: 28
Coding region: 372-3035 (887 amino acids)
Biological process (GO): endoplasmic reticulum unfolded protein response
Cellular component (GO): membrane; endoplasmic reticulum tubular network; nuclear envelope
Molecular function (GO): NAD+ poly-ADP-ribosyltransferase activity; kinase binding; protein serine/threonine kinase activator activity
Source: RefSeq, a predicted model, not a curated record
UAUUCUCUCUGUCCAUAGCUCUCUCGUGGAUGAAGUCACACUAUGAGUUUACACUUCAUUCCAGUCCGUGACAAUCUGACAAAUAGAUGAGUGGAUGACAUGCUCUGACAUCAGCAUAGUUUAUUGUACACCGACGGGAACUGUCGGCUGUUGAUUCCACGGGCAGCAUCUGGCAAAGUUUACUAUUCGAGAUCCUCUGCUUUGUUCAUCUCUAGAUAUAAUAAAACCGCGCAAGCGAUGUUUGUUUCAAUUUAAGACCGGUCGAGCUUUCUAUCCCGUAGCUUUCGAAAUCGCCAUUUCUAGGAAGGUUGAACCGUGCACAGUGAUGAAGAGUGGAGACUGGGGCUUCCGGUGUAAAACAGGCUGUCUUUAUGAAAUCCAUCGAGAGAAGCCAUUCCCGUGGGGUUUAUUUCAUGGGGAUGUGUUCAAGACAAGAGAGAAUACAAAAAGACGUCAACAUCGUAAUUCAAAGGAGCAAGGCAGAGAAAGACUGCCUUUUCUCUGAUUUCAGAUAUUCUGACGCCACCUUCACCUUCACUUAUUCCAAAGGCUCCAGAAGGGUGUCCUACUCUGUGCACGUCUCUGACGACUACCCAGACAACACAUACGUGUCAAACUCUGAAAACGAGGAUGAAGUUCUCGUAACCAGAGACCCGAUCCCCGUCAUCUUCCACAGAAUCUCAACAGAGAUUACGAUCAACAAUGACGCCAGCUGCUGCCUGUCCAUCAAGACAAAACUUCAGUUAGACAAAAACCAGUGCCACUAUGCCAUAGAGGAGGACUCUGAGGGGGAUGCUGACUCUGAGGAGUUUUACUAUGGAGGUCAGGUGAACUACGAUGGCGAGCUCCACAAGCACCCCCAGCUGGAGGCAGACCUGGCGGCGGUCCGGGAGAUGUACGGACAUCACGCAGUAUCUCUCAGGGAAUACGGUGCGAUUGAUGACGUGGACAUUGAUCUGCACAUCGACGUCAGUUUCCUAGAUGAGGAAAUAGCCCUGGCAUGGGACGUGAUCCGCAGGGAGCCGGUGAUCGUGCGUCUCCACUGCUCUCUGACACAGUACCUGAAUGGACCAGUCCCCACGGUGGACGUGUUCCAGGCAUCGACUAAGGACCGGUUUGGACUGGGACAUCAGUUGAAGAAGAUAAUGCAGACAUUUGUCACCCAGCAGUGGAAACACCAAAGUGAAGAGAAGCUCAACUCCCUUCACAACAAAAACAAGAACAAAAAGAAGGUCAAAUCUCCACUCCACAUCUUCUCAACCCUCCGCAGAUCUCCCAGCUACCCGCCUCCUGGCUGUGUCAAGAGCAAGAAGAAUCUGAAGCCGGAACAAGAUGGCGUCUCUAAAUCCCACCGUCUCCUCGGCCAGACCUGCUCCAGCACCGUUAAACAGCAGGUUGAAGCGGAGGUCCCUGGAACUAAGACCACCCACCGUCUCCUCGGCCAGUCCCUGUCUAGCACAGAACCCCGUUUGGACCACGGAGGAGGGCCCUGUCCCGGACACUUGCCCCUCAAACCCCGCCGCAUCCUGGGCAGGCCCUGCUCGGCUUUGGUCAAACCAGAGGACCUCCGCCCCACUCCCCACAAGCUCUUGCCCCGAUUGUGCUCCGUCGACCCCCGCUGUGAGCACGCUGGUGGGGGAGGAGGUAGUCUUGGGGGAGGUUUAAAGCACCACAGACUGCUCAGUAGGUCGUGCUCUGGUUCUAUCAGGACGGAGGAGCUGGAUGGACUGAAACACCACCACCACCUCCUCAGCAGGUCCUACUCCAGCAGUACCAAGAUGGGCAAGGCAGCGGACAUCUUCAAGGACUCUGUGUCUCCGUCCGAGGGGAGGCGGCUCUCUCUUACCUCAGGGCUCAUCGGGAUCCUCGCCCCCUCGCUCGCCACGCCCCCGCCGCCAAACAAUGGGGCCAAGUCCAUUCCGAUAAGAGACAGAGGCUUCCUUGUCCAGACCAUGGAAUAUGCUGAGCAGAGAACUCCGGUCCUGAAUGAGUUCUGUGUGGUGUGUGACGAACCACAUGUGUUCCAGAACGGACCCAUGCUCCGACCCACGGUGUGUGAGCGAGAACUGUGUGUGUUUGCCUUUCAAACACUGGGGGUGAUGAACGAGGCAGCCGACGAGAUCGCCACAGGAGCUCAGGUGGUGGACCUGUUGGUGUCCAUGUGUAGGUCUGCUCUAGAGUCUCCCAGGAAAGUGGUCAUCUUUGAGCCAUAUCCCUCCGUGGUGGAUCCGUGUGACUCCCAGGCACUGGCCUUCAACCCCCGGAAAAAGGAUUAUGACCGAGUGAUGAGAGCCCUUGACAGCCUUACCUCUAUAAGAGAAAUGUCCCAGGCACCUUACCUUGAGGUCAAGAGGCAGAUGGACAAGCAUGAUCCUUUAGCUCACCCCUUACUGCAAUGGGUAAUAUCCAGUAACAGGUCACACAUCGUCAAACUUCCAGUUACCAGACAGCUGAAGUUCAUGCACACCCCACACCAGUUCCUUCUACUCAACAGUCCUCCUGCCAAAGAGUCCAACUUCCGAGCUGCCAAAAACCUCUUCGGGAGUACCUUCGCUUUCCAUGGUUCUCACAUAGAGAAUUGGCACUCCAUUUUGAGAAACGGUUUGGUGGUUGCAUCCAACACAAGACUUCAGCUCCAUGGCGCCAUCUAUGGGAGUGGAAUCUAUCUCAGCCCAAUGUCAAGCAUAUCCUUUGGUUACUCAGGGAUGAACAAAAAGCAACAGAAGGUUGCUUCAAAGGACCAAACUGCGACAAACAAGACCAACUUACAUUUGCAGUCAACAAAGAAAGGACAGCAACCCCAGUUUUUGCAAAGUCGGAACCUAAAGUGCAUAGCCUUAUGUGAAGUCAUCACGUCCCCUGACCUGCACAAACAUGGAGACAUCUGGGUCGUCCCAAACACCGACCACGUCUGUACACGUUUCUUCUUCGUCUAUGAAGAUGGUCAGGUGGGAGAUACAAGCAUCAACACACAAGACGCUGGCAUCCAUCGAGAGAUCCUACGAGUCAUCGGCAAUCAGACUGCCACGGGAUGAACCUUGCUGAAAUGGAAAUGUCCUUCGCAUAAUUCUGCUGCCGCCACCUCCCGGCUCAAAGCUGCAUUUUUUGAGCUGCUGAAGCCUGUCGUAACACUUGUGUUUCCGACCAAUGUAGAGAACACGUCAACAACUUAGCAAAAGUUUGAAAUCUUCAAGGAAACCUUGAUGAAAUCAACAACACAUAUUUACAACUGAAACACAGCAAAACUCUUUUAGGGAAGAACACAUUUUGCUAAGUUUAUAAAUACUAUGAAGAAUCCUGUUUUUCUGAAGACACGGUAUGUCGCUGUUUGACUGCUUGGGACGACUUCAUUUUUUUUUUUAAUAGAGAACAUUUAAAAAAAACGGUAAAACUCUUUGGUGAAUAUUUUGAGACUUCUUGCUCGUAGAUGUGGGACCUUUUCAGCAAAAAUAACGAUUAUGUUCCCUUCCUGUCUAGCAAAAAGGUCCCAUCUAUCUGACCUUAUUUACUGUAAAAGAGUUGUAUCUUUUCAAAAUACAAUGUACUUUAUGUAUACUGAAGGUGUUAAUGUGCACUUCAUUUUUCUUAAUGUCAUACAUUUAUUCUAACAACUGAGUCAUAACCUGAUAAACUAAAAAGCCCCCCCCCCCCCCUCCACUUGUAUUUCCGACGGUGGUGUGAUGUGUUGGUUACCAUUCCGUGUCGACUGAGGGACAACAGCAAUACGUUGAGUGGAAUAGACACAUCAGGCCAGGAUUCUAUCAGGCCUGCAGGGAGUUCUGGGUGUACUAGAUCUGUCUUUCUCAUUGAAAGCCACUCUUAAGACGUGGUAGAUUGGUUCUGUGUGUGUUAUUUCUAUGUUUCCCGUUCUUAAAUUACGUUUGAACGUCUUUUACUUUCGGUUUUGUACACCAGGUUGAAACAGCUGAAAAUACAAUAUUUUUGGUUAUUGAAAAUAUAUUUUACAAUAUAUUAUCUACACUAUACUUACUAUGUUUUGUUACAUAAAGGGAAAUUAAGCAAACUAUUAGAAAUUUAGCAACUAGGAAAUGAAAGAGCGAUUUUCUGCACAGUGUACCGUUAAAGGGAAUUUACCAUUGAGCCGACAUCUGGCGUGUUUACUUAGAAGGCCAUCUCCUCGACAUUACCUUUAAAUGGUGCAUCGCCCAAAAGGGCCGAUUUGGAUUGAAGUGUGUAAGAGCUUUCAACGAGACGUCAUCAAACAUGAGCAGAAACGUAUGCUGUGUUAAUUUAGGAAGUAGAUCAGUUUCUUUCACAUAUCAUACCAGGAAAUGUAUAUAUUGGUUUCUUCUCCUUUUAUAGGGGGUCUACUGGUUUACAAUAGCAAAGACUUUGACUCCAGUCAAGAAUAGAUACAUUUGAUAAAUUCAUAAAUUCUGCACACUUACCACUCACAACCAGUUUAAAUAUAAUAACACGUAUUUAAAAAGCUAUUCAGUAUUACCACAUGUCAGAUUGAUCUUUAUACUUUGAUUAAAACUAUGGGUAGAUGUGGAUGUAUAAUCGGAGCCCCAAUUAAAGAACAUUUUAAAGCUGUUCCUUUUGUUUAGAGGGGGGAUGUCUAUACAUACUAAGCAUUAGUGUUUGCUGCUUGUCUAUAUAUUUCUGUGCUUUUAAAGACCAAUCAGAUCCCAGCUGUGCUUUUAAAGACCAAUCAGAUCCCAGCUGUGCUUUUAAAGACCAAUCAGAUCCCAGCUGUGCUUUUAAAGACCAAUCAGAUCUCAGCUGUUCUUUUAAAGACCAAUCAGAGCUCAGCUGUGCUUUUAAAGACCAAUCAGAGCUCAGAUACUAUCCCUUGUGUUCACUGUAAAUUAUAUAUUUAUUAUGAAAUUAUGAUGGUUUAAAGUAGACAUUGAUAUUAGUCAUAUAGGACACCAACCACACUGAACAUUGAUAUAGGUCAUACUGGACACCAACCAAUCUGAUGAAAAAUUACUGUAAAUCACAGGUCAUAUUUUUUUAUGCAUUUUUUUUCAGCACUAAUGAUUUUACAGUUGUAAUAUAUUUGACGUUAUUGUAACAAAUAUAGCUAAAUAAAUACAUUUACAUAGUUUAGCAGACGCUCUAAUCCAGAGUAAUUUACAGGAGCAGUUACAAUUCAGUGCCUUGCUCAAGGGCAUGUCAACAGAUUAUUCACCCAGUUGGCUCAGGUAAUUCAAACCAGCGACCUUUCGGUUACUGGCCCAACACUCUUAACCGCUAGGCUACCUGCCGCCCCACCGCUAGGCUACCUACUCUUAACCGCUUGGCUAACUGCUCUUAUCCGCUAGGCUACCUACUCUUAACCGCUUGGCUAACUGCUCUUAACCGCUCGGCUUCCUACUCUUAAACGCUAGGCUACCGUCUCUAAACCUUCAGGUUACCUGCUCUUAACCGCUAGCCUACCUGCUGAUUUACCACUAGGCUACCUUCUCUAAACUUUCAGGCUACCUACUCUUAACCGCUAGGCUACCUGCUCUUAACUGCUAGGCUACCUGCGCUUAACACCUAGGCUACCGGCUCUUAAAUGCUAGGCUUCUUGCUCUUAACCCCUAGAAUACCUGCUCUUAAACGCUAGGCUACCUGAUCAUAUCCGCUAGGCUACCUGUGAUUUACAGCUAGGCUACCUUCUCUAAACCUUCAGGCUAUCUACUCUUAAGCGCUAACCUGCUAUUAACUCCUAGGCUACCUGCUCUUAACCAUUAGGCUACUUGCUCUUAACUCCUAGACUACCUGCUCUUAACCUCUAGGCUACCUGCUCUUAACCGCUAGCCUACCUGCUCUUAACCGCUAGCCUAUCUGCUCUUAACCGCUAGUCAACCUGCUCUUAACUGCUAGGCUACAUGCUGUUAACUGCUAGGCUACAUGCUCUUAACCGCUAGGCUACCUUCUUUUUACUGCAAGGCAACCUGCCGCUCAACCGCUAGGCUACCUGCUCUUAACUGCAAGGCUUCCUGCUCUUAACCCCUAGGCUACCUGCCGGGCCACCGCUAGGCUACCUGCUCUUAACUGCUAGGCUUCCUGCUUUUAACUAAUAGGCUACCUGCUCUUAACCGCUAGGCUACCUAUUCUUAACUGCUAGGCUACCUGCUCUUAUCCGCUAGGCCUCCUUCUCUUAACAUCUAGGCUACUUGCUCUUAACCUCGAGGCUGCCUGCUCUUAACCCCUAGGCUACCUGCCUCCCCACCGCUAGGCUACCUGCUGUUAACCACUAGGCUACCUGCUCUUAACUGCUAGCCUACAUCCUGUUAACUACUAGGCUACCUAUUCUUAACUGCUAAGCUACCUGCUCUUAUCCGCUAGUCUUCCUACUCUUAACCGCUAGGCUACCUGCUCUUAACAUCUAGGUAACCCCUAGGCUACCUGCCGCCCCAUCGCUAGGCUACCUGCUGUUAACCGCUAGGCUACCUGCUCUUAACUGCUAGGCUACCUGCUUUUAACCCCUAGGCUCCCUGCUCUUAACAGCUCGACUACCUGCUCUUAACCCCUAGGCUACCUGCUCUUAACCAAUAGGCUACAUGCUGUUAACUGCUAGGCUACAUGCUCUUAACCGCUAGGCUACCUUCUUUUUACUGCAAGGCAACCUGCCGCUCAACCGCUAGGCUACCUGCUCUUAACUGCAAGGCUUUCUGCUCUUAACCCCUAGGCUACCUGCCAGGCCACCGCUAGGCUACCUGCUCUUAACUGCUAGGCUUCCUAUUCUUAACUGCUAGGCUACCUGCUCUUAUCCGCUAGGCCUCCUUCUCUUAACCUCUAGGCUACUUGCUCUUAACCUCGAGGCUGCCUGCUCUAAACCCCUAGGCUACCUGCCUCCCCACCGCUAGGCUACCUGCUGUUAACCGCUAGGCUACCUGCUCUUAACGCCUAGGCUACCUGCUCUUAACUGCUAGGCUACCUAUUCUUAACUGCUAGGCUACCUGCUCUUAUCCGCUAGGCCUCCUUCUCUUAACCUCUAGGCUACUUGCUCUUAACCUCGAGGCUGCCUGCUCUUAACCCCUAGGCUACCUGCCUCCCCACCGCUAGGUAACCUGCUGUUAACCGCUAGGCUACCUGCUCUUAACGCCUAGGCUACCUGCUCUUAACUGCUAGCCUACAUCCUGUUAACCACUAGGCUACCUAUUGUUAACUGCUAAGCUACCUGCUCUUAUCCGCUAGUCUUCCUACUCUUAACCGCUAGGCUACCUGCUCUUAACAUCUAGGUAACCCCUAGGCUACCUGCUGUUAACCGCUAGGCUACCUGCUCUUAACUGCUAGGCUACCUGCUCUUAACCCCUAAGCUACCUGCUCUUAACCAAUAGGCUACCUGUUCUUAACCGCUAGGCUACCUGGUUUAAACCACUAGGCUACCUGGUUUAAACCACUAGGUUACCUGCUCUUAACCGCUAGGCUACCUGGUUUAAACCACUAGGCUACCUGCUCUUAACCGCUAGGCUACCUGGUUUAAACCACUAGGCUACCUGUUCUUAACCGCUAGGCUACCUGGUUUAAACCACUAGGCUACCUGCUCUUAACCGCUAGGCUACCUGGUUUAAACCACUAGGCUACCUGUUCUUAACUGCUAGGCUACCUGGUUUAAACCACUAGGCUACCUGCUCUUAACCGCUAGGCUACCUGGUUUAAACCACUAGGCUACCUGUUCUUAACCGCUAGGCUACCUGGUUUAAACCACUAGGCUACCUGUUCUUAACCGCUAGGCUACCUGGUUUAAAUCACUAGGCUACCUGUUCUUAACCGCUAGGCUACCUGGUUUAAACCACUAGGCUACCUGUUCUUAACCGCUAGGCUACCUGGUUUAAACCACUAGGCUACCUGUUCUUAACCGCUAGGCUACCUGGUUUAAACCACUAGGCUACCUGCCACCCCAAACAUAGAAGACAUUGAAGGCAAAUGAGCAACAUGUUGUUUUAUUGCAUCAUUCAUUGACCAGUGAUUUCAUAUUAAUAUUUUUUCAAUAUCUGUCUUGGAACAGUAAUGUGAUCCUGGUGGAUGUUGAUGUUGUGAUAUUACAUAUGUUAUAUCAUGCUAACAACAGUGUUGAGAACGGAUGUUACAUCUGCUAUUGUCACGGCUUUCGUUGUGGGAAGGAGGAGCGGACCAAAAAGACAUCCAACAUAGAAUGCCCACUCAGAUCACACCAUGACCAAUCAAAACAUAGAAACAUACAACGUAAACUAUGGCCAGGGCGUGACUAUAUUUACUCUUGAAACACAUUCAUAUACCAAACAUUGUCAAAGAUAUGUUGUUUUUUUUUUACUUCAGAUUUGUUUUAAAUAUGCAUGUUGUGUUAAUGGAUGAGAAAUGAUGUACUGAAAAGAUAUUUACUAUUUGUGAAUGAUGGGAUUAUAAUUUGAUGUCUAAUCCAUUCAUUAUUGAUUUAAAUUCAUGAUCACGUUUGUAUUUUAGCUACGGUAACACAGUAUCAUGAAUCUCAUGAAAGAAGGAGGAGCAUAUUGUUGAACUGGGGGCGGGAACAGAAUUCAGAAGGAACUCAGACGUUUAAAAAAAAUCUACAGUUUCCGGAAAAUCUAAAUCAGUUGAAUGGAGACCAAUACCAAUAUAAUGGUCGGCAGUAUAUCUCCUUCGAUCCACUUUGUGAUUGAGUGUUUCUGUUGAUCUGGAUGUCUUUGUAGUUUCUGCACAAUUAUAUAUGAUUAUUAUUAUUAUAUAUUAUUAUUUAUUAUAGUGAAUAAAAGUAUUCUAUGAUUGUGCCAUUUAGCGUUUGGUGCCUUAUAGACGUGUGGAUUAAUGGUAAUAUAUUACAAUACAUAUGGAAUAUAUUGUUAGUAUCACCACAACAAGGAGGCCAAAUAUUUUAUUUAUUUGAGUUUUUAUGGUUUUUUCUUUAUUUUGCAAAUUACUGGAGCUUUUUUGGGGGAGAGGGGGGGCUGCUUAUGUACUUGUUUAUGUUCAUUAAAUUUCAAACUUGCUGAAAAA